This is a messenger RNA of Merops nubicus (carmine bee-eater), 2019 nucleotides long. RefSeq names its product ATP-binding cassette, sub-family G (WHITE), member 8 (gene ABCG8). The record is from RefSeq and is a predicted model, not a curated record. Gene Ontology annotation, cellular component: plasma membrane. Gene Ontology annotation, molecular function: ATP binding; ABC-type transporter activity; ATP hydrolysis activity. Gene Ontology annotation, biological process: cholesterol homeostasis. NCBI's taxonomy places the organism in Eukaryota, Metazoa, Chordata, Aves, Coraciiformes, Meropidae.
AUGAAGGACACCACUGAAAAUGUCCCUCUGGAUGGGGCCGGCUGGAGGCGGGUGGCCUGCGAGGGCUUGCCGGCCAAGGACAAUAUUUUUUGCUCUGAAGAAGACAACAGUCUGUAUUUCACAUACAGCGGAGAAUCAAACGUUCUCGAGGUCAAAGAACUCAACUACCAGGUUAACAUGACAUCCCAGAUCCCUUGGUAUGAAAGCCUGGCACAGAUGAAAAUGCCAUGGGCCUGGAAAUCAGAUCCCCAUUCUCAUGUGGCAAUAAUUCAGAAUCUGAAUUUAAAAGUUCGGAGUGGUCAGAUGCUAGCUGUUAUAGGAAGCACUGCUGGUGGAAAGACAUCCUUGCUUGACGUGAUAACCUGCCGGGACCACGGAGGCAGAAUCGAGUCUGGUCAGAUCAUGAUCAACGGCAAAGCCUGCACGCCCCAGCUGGUUAAGAAGUGCAUAGCACACGUGCGGCAGGAUGACCGGCUGCUCCCCCACCUGACUGUCAGAGAAACCCUACUGUUCGUUGCCAAACUGCGCCUUCCAAAGUCUUUCUCAGACUCACAAAGGCAAAAAAGGGUGGAAGAUGUGAUAGCAGAGCUGCGCCUGCGCCAGUGUGCAAACACCAGGGUAGGGAACGAGUACCUGCGCGGCGUGUCGGGAGGAGAGAGGAGGAGGGUGAGCAUCGGCGUGCAGCUGCUCUGGAACCCAGGAAUACUCAUACUUGAUGAACCCACAUCUGGACUGGACAGUUUUACUGCACAUAACCUUGUGAUAACAUUAUCCAGACUGGCCAGAGGAAACAGAUUAGUUCUUCUUUCACUUCAUCAGCCCCGGUCAGAUAUAUUCCAACUGUUUGAUUUAGUUCUUCUGAUGACUUCUGGAGUCACAGUCUACUCUGGAACAGCUAGAGACAUGGUCCAGUAUUUCACAGAACUAGGCUACCCCUGCCCAAGGUACAGCAAUCCUGCAGAUUUCUAUGUUGAUUUGACCAGUAUCGAUAAACAGACUGCAGAAAAGGAGAUGGAAAGCCGAAAAAGAGCAAAUACUCUUGCCAACUUGUUCCUAGAAAAAGUCAAAGAUUUUGAUGAUUUUUUAUGGAAAGUUACUGAAGGAGACAACGUUGCAACCACAUUCAGCAAGCAAAGGUCCCAUUUAAAUUCAGAAGAGGCUAUCAACAUGCCUAACCAUGCAAGUGAUCAGUUACCAGGAGUCUUAAAGCAGUUCACUAUAUUGUUAAGUCGUCAAGUCUCCAAUGACUUCAGAGAUCUUCCAACGUUAUUAAUCCACGGAUUUGAGGCCCUUCUAAUGUCGUUAUUAAUUGGAUUUUUGUACUAUGGCCAUGAGACCAGACUCCCUAUUCGUGACACAACAGCACUGUUGUACAUGAUAGGUGCACUAAUCCCAUUCACAGUGAUUUUGGAUGUUACUGCCAAAUGUCAUUCAGAAAGAGCUAUGCUUUAUCAUGACUUAGAAGAUGGAAUGUACUCUGUUAGCCCAUACUUCUUUGCUAAGGUUUUGGGGGAGCUCCCAGAACACUGUGCUUUUGUUACAAUUUAUGGGGUUCCUAUCUACUGGCUGGCAAACCUCAUUCCUGAACCUGAGCUACUGGCGUGGCUGGCUGUAUAUAGUGCCCGCACGAUGGCACUCUGGUUGGCAGCACUGCUGCCAACGUUACAGCUCUCAGCCUUUUUCAGCAACGUCCUUUUCACGUCGUUCUACCUGAGUGGUGGUUUUGUGAUAAGCCUGGAAAAUCUCUGGACAGUUCCAUUUUGGGCUUCCAAAAUCUCUUUUCUCAGAUGGAAUUUUCAAGGCAUGAUGCAAAUUCAGUUCACUGACCUCACAUACGAAAUGACUAUUGGAAAUAUCACUCUUCAAAUACCAGGGAAACUUGUCAUUCAGUCUCUGGACCUGGACUCGCAUCCUCUCUACGUCAGCUACCUUGUCCUCACCGGUAUCGUUUGCAGCUUCCUGCUUUUAUACUACCUGUCUCUGAGGUUCAUCAAGCAGAAAUCGCACCAGGACUGGUAA